Phaeoacremonium minimum UCRPA7 is the source of this 954-nucleotide messenger RNA. RefSeq names its product putative lipase esterase protein. The coding region runs from base 1 to 954 and encodes 317 amino acids. Gene Ontology annotation, molecular function: hydrolase activity. The record is from RefSeq and is a predicted model, not a curated record. NCBI's taxonomy places the organism in Eukaryota, Fungi, Ascomycota, Sordariomycetes, Togniniales, Togniniaceae. The transcript has a single exon.
AUGUCUUUAGACGUCGUGUCCACAGAACCGAAAACGUCAAUUGAAGGCGGGAUCUCCAAGGAUGAUGAAGAGCUCGAGGGUCUUGUCAAGCACGUCAAGGCAGUGUUUGAUAAUUUUACCGAGACGACUACAGUGGAGGAAAUGAGAGCUGGAUGGGAGACCUUAUUCCACGGCACGGUGCCCGUGGUCAACGCAACUCAGGAGAAGGUUAAAACGCCUCUUUUCCAGGCCGAGUGGAUUACAGCCCCCGAAGCUGAACAAGAUCGUGUCAUUGUCUACCUCCAUGGCGGGGGUUAUGUCAUCGGUUCCGUUGAGUCUUAUCGAGAUUACUCCGAACGACUCUCACGCGCCGCGAAGGCGCGCGUUCUUUUCGUGGAGUAUCGAUUGGCACCAGAAAACCCAUUCCCGGCUGCAGUAGACGAUGCCGUCCACGCAUACCGCUGGGUCCUCGCCCAGGGGAUCAAGCCGGAUCGUGUCGCAAUAGCUGGAGAUUCCGCAGGCGCCGCCCUUGCCAUGUCGGUGAUGUUCACUGCUAAGGACGCAGGGGAUCCGCUCCCUGCUUGUGCGGUGCCAAUCUCUCCUUGGGUAGACCUCGAGCACACGGCCAAGACGUUUGAGACAUUGGACUGCGUGGAGGCGAUGUGCCAUAAGUCUGUACUCAACGGAUGUGCGCAGCUUUACCUUGGAGACGACCGGCGCAAUCCUCUAGCGUCUUCCAUUCAUGGGGACUUCACCGAUUUACCACCGAUCUUUGUUACGGUCGGGAGUCACGAAACACUGCUUGACGACGCUCUCCAACUUGUCGACAAGGCAAAGGCUGCUGGUGUCAUCACAGAACUGCAAAUUUACGAUCGCCAAAUUCACGUCUUCCAGAUCUUUGCAAGCAGAAUGGCUGCAGCGGAGCGGGCCAUACACGACAUUGGUCGAUUCAUCAUAACGUAUACAUCAUACUGA